CUAAACCCUUAACAACCCACCGCAAAUCUGGAUUCACAUCUCCUUCCCUCAUUCCACCAAAAUGUGGAAGCACAAAACCCUAACCUUCAAACCCAAUUCACUGUUCCAUUCAAUCCUUCAAACAAGACCCAUGUCACAGUCCACCUCCAUACCCAAGAAGCUCCAGCGCGUGCGCGACCACGGCUACGACAACUACAUGGAAGUCGAGAAGAAAACCCGGAAAGUCCUCAAGUUCCAAGCCCUGAUCCUCUCUCACCCCUCCUCCAUCCUCUCCGUCUCCCGCCUCGAAGCCCUCGCCCAGCGCGGCCUCGGCCUCAAGCAGCUCGAAGCCGGCCGGUUCAUCCUCAAGUUCCCCCACGUCUUCGAGAUCUUCGAGCACCCGGUCCAGAGAAUCCUCUACUGCCGGCUAACCCGGAAAGCCCAGCUCCAGAUUGAUCAAGAAAACCAAGCCCUCCUUGCCCAAGUACCCGAUGCCGUGACCCGUCUCAGGAAGCUCUUGAUGCUGUCCAACACCGGCCGGCUUCCGCUUGAGCACGUUAGGAUUGCAAGAAAAGACUUUGGGCUUCCGGAUGACUUCGAAUUCUCGGUAAUCCUCAAGUACCCGGAGUUUUUUCGAUUGUUUGAUGCUAAGGAGAGUAGGAGUAAGUACAUUGAGGUUGUGGAUAGAGAUAAGAAGCUUGCCGUGUGUGCUAUAGAGAGACUUAGGGAGAAGGAGUAUAGGGAGAAAGGAAUAGAUGCUGAGAAUAUUAGGUUUUCGUUUAUUGUGAAUUUCCCACCCGGGUUUAAGAUUGGGAAGUAUUACAAGAUUGCUGUGUGGAAGUGGCAGCGGCUUCCGUACUGGUCGCCUUAUGAUGAUAUCUCGGGGUAUGAUUUGAGGUCACUGGAGGCGCAGAAGCGGAUGGAGAAGAGGGCUGUGGCGAUGGUUCACGAAUUGGUGUCGUUGACUGUGGAGAAGAAGAUUACUUUAGAGAGGAUUGCACAUUUUCGGUUGCCGAUGGAUUUGCCGAAGAAGCUCAAGGAUUUCCUUCUUCAACACCAGGGGAUAUUUUAUAUAUCGACCAGGGGUAAUCAUGGGAAGCUUCACACGGUUUUUCUCAGGGAGGCUUAUAAGAAGGGGGAGUUGAUAGAACCGAAUGCUUUGUAUUUGGCUAGGAGAAAGCUUGCUGAGUUGGUUUUGCUGAGUCCUAGGAAGGUUAAUGUCGAUAGAGAACUGGUCAGUUACAGGAGGGGCGGAGAAACUGAAGAAAUGGGGAACGUUAGUAGAGCCCUUGAGACUGAAGAGAACGAUAGACAAGAUGCAGAGAGGGGAGAAAAGUUGCAAUCAGAGUUUGAUUGUGAUGACGAUUGUGAUUAUACCGAUGAGGAUGAUGAUAGUGAGGAGGUUGAGGGUGCAGGGGCUACUUGUGCGAUGAGUGACUGAGAUGAGAUAGCCUCUUGGAUAGUGACUAUGAAGUAUGUAUGCACGUUCUUGAACGGGAUAUGCUUUCUGCCCGGGGUCUCUGUUUUUCAAUCCUAGAAAGCAGUAAAGAAUACUUGUUUAGAGAACCUUGCAUCUUGUUCGUCAUCCUAAUUGUGAAGGUUAUCGAAAAACGGAUAGGCUAAUGCGAUAAGGCUGGCAUCCCAGCAAGAAGGUAUCCCUUCCUCCUAAAGAUUUGUAAGUUGAUCUCUUUCAUAGGUGAAUCAACUGGGCACGACCAUAUGAAUUGUGGUUCUUAUUUGAUGCCUCACUCAAAAUUGAUCUAGUUGGUUAUCCAAUUACAGGACCUAGAGUUAGGAUCCACAAACGAAUGCUAAUUCUCUUGAAAACGUCACAGGGUUAGCUCAUUUUCUGAACCAUUUCAUCUUCUCUGAUAUGAGAUCAUACUAGAAAACCUUAAAUGUCUUUGAUAAAGGAGGUUGCGGAGUUAUCGUGUUAGGGUCUGAUGAAGUUGGAUUCCAAAUAUAUAGGUUGACUGCUAGCUAAACUCCCCAAGAUGUGAAUUAGUUUGUAAGAUGCACAAAAGAAGAUCGGAAUAGCUGAUCAAGAAGUAAAUGAGAUCUGCAGUAUCUUGUGAGGUGGUGAACGGUGUUUACUAGAUGGUGACUCAGAUUGAUGUACAUAUGUUGCUUCGCUUGCUUUAUUGUUUGAUCUGUUUAACGGAAUAAAUGGAAACAGUUGUGACAAAGAAUACAGAAGAAACAGUGUUACCUUCAUUGAAUUUGGGCAAUUUUUUUUCUUUUAAUGUAUCUUUCAGCAUGUGUUCUGAGAGUUCUUGGAAUUUAUUUUGUAAUAACUAAUAAGGUAUUACUAUUCUUUUCAAUAUUGAUUGUAUCAAACUUUCAAUCAUUUGAAUGAAAAUUCUUAUGUAUAUUCCCUA
Molecule: messenger RNA, 2357 nt
Organism: Rhododendron vialii
Lineage: Eukaryota; Viridiplantae; Streptophyta; Magnoliopsida; Ericales; Ericaceae
Product: protein ROOT PRIMORDIUM DEFECTIVE 1
Exons: 1
Coding region: 62-1420 (452 amino acids)
Molecular function (GO): RNA binding
Source: RefSeq, a predicted model, not a curated record